Hansenula anomala is the source of this 1260-nucleotide messenger RNA. RefSeq names its product putative chitinase (gene CTS2). Gene Ontology annotation, biological process: chitin catabolic process; carbohydrate metabolic process. Lineage: Eukaryota; Fungi; Ascomycota; Saccharomycetes; Phaffomycetales; Wickerhamomycetaceae. Gene Ontology annotation, molecular function: chitin binding; chitinase activity. The transcript has a single exon. Gene Ontology annotation, cellular component: extracellular region. Bases 1 to 1260 code for a protein of 419 amino acids. The record is from RefSeq and is a predicted model, not a curated record.
AUGUUUUUCAAAAAAAUCAAAAAUGCAUUCCAAAAUGAACCUCAACAUCCAUUGAUACUUGAAAGUGGAGUUAAUACCCAUUAUAAUGGGUUUAGAACUUGUGUUUAUUAUUCAGAUUGGUCAAUUUAUGAUAGGAAACAUUUCCCAGAAGAUAUUCCAUUAGAGUUGGUAACUAAUAUAUUUUAUGCCUUCUUCAAUGUUGAUCCAAAUAGUGGGAAAGUUGAGUUAAGUGAUCAAUGGGCUGAUACUGAUAUUGAAUUUAAAAGUCCAUAUACUCAUAAAUCAAUUCAUGGAUUAUUGGCUAGAUUUUUCGAAAUCAAACAACAUAAUAGACAAAUUAAAAUUUCAAUGUCAAUUGGUGGUUGGUCAAAUGGUGAUAAUUUUAAAAAAGGUACUAAUUCUGCAUUAAAAUUACAAAAAUUUGUGGAAUCAUCAUUGGAAUUAAUGGUCCAAUAUGGAUUUGAUGGAAUUGACUUAGACUGGGAAUAUCCUGAAACUAAAAAGGAGGCUGGAUUAUUGUUACAAAUCAUGAAACAAUUAAGACUUGGAUUGAGAGAGAUUGAAGAUGAAAGGGGGUUAGAAAGAGAUUCAUACUUGUUGACAAUUGCAUCUCCAGCUUUUGAAGAAAAACUUGAAAAUUUCCAAAUUCAAGCAAUGGAUAAAUAUCUUUCAUUCUGGAAUUUGAUGACUUAUGAUUUUGCUGGUGAAUGGUCUGAAAAGACUGGUUAUCAUUGUAAUUUAUACAAGAAACAUCCAGAUGAACUUUGUGCAGAUGAUUCAGUCAAAUAUUUCUUAUCAAAAGGUAUUGAUCCAAGUAAAUUAACUUUGGGUAUGGCAAAUUAUGGUCGUUCUUUUACAAAGACAAACGGUUACGGACGUCCAUUCAAUGGUGUUGGCACGGGGUCAAGUGAUGAAGCUGGGAUUUGGAACUAUAACAAAUUACCAUUACCUGGUGCCACUGAAGAGUAUGAUCAUGAAUCUGUCAUUGCAUUUAGUUAUGAUUCAAGAAACCAAAUUUUUGUUUCAUAUGAUAAUAUCCAUUCUGUUUUCCAAAAGGCUAAAUAUGUUGUUGAUAAAAGGCUAGGAGGAGGUAUGUGGUGGGAAUCAUGUGGUGAUCGAUACAAUGAUGAGGAAAAAUCAUUAAUUCACAAUUUUGUUCAUGGCUUGGGUGGUAAAGAUAAAUUAGAUUCUUCAAACAAUACAAUUGAAGGAUAUUCUUCGAGUGAGUAUUUGAAACAAAACUUUGGUGAUCAUUUAUAA